UUCCAUCAUGAGCUUCACUGGAAAGUACGAACUCCAGUCCCAGGAAAAUUUUGAACCUUUUAUGAAAGCCCUUGGGCUUCCCGAUGACCAGAUCCAGAAGGGCAAGGACAUCAAGAGCAUCUCAGAAAUUGUGCAGGAUGGGAAAAAGUUCAAGGUUACCGUGACCACUGGCUCUAAAGUGCUGCACAACGAGUUCACCAUUGGGGAGGAGUGCGAGAUGGAGAUGCUGACAGGAGAGAAAGUCAAGGCUGUUGUUCAGCUGGAGGGUAACAACAGACUGGUUGCAACCCUGAAAGGGCUGAAAUCCGUCACCGAACUCAACGGAGACACCAUCACCAAUACGCUGACCAUGGGAGACCUCACCUACAAGAGAAUCAGCAAGAGAAUCUAGAGACCCUGUACAUGUCAAUCAUUUUACUGUGUAAAAUGUGCCCAUUAAAGUAAAAUUUGUAUUAAAGGCCUCUUUGUUAUUAUCAUCAACCUCUACACUGUUGCUAUAGUGAGAUGCAAGCCUCCAAAACUCACACAAGCCCGGGUAGAAAUUGGGCAACAGGCUGAGCCAAGGCUGUGCUGAUGUUGGUGAAUGCAGCCGGGCUAGGGCGCAGGCUGAGAGCCAUUGAGUGACCCUCUGAGAUGUGCUCCAUGCUGGUGAGCACUCUUCCAGCCCCUUCCUGGGGACAGGUGCCAGCAUCCUGCUGGGGAUGUCCUGGUGGGUCGUGCACCCAUGGCUGCCCUGGCUGGGUGGAUAGAGGAGCAAUGGGCAGGGAAAGGCUCUGUUCCCCUUCCUUAAAAACAUGGCCAAAGGGACCACAAGGUGACUGGCAGGGCCAAAGGAUGGGGAGGUUUAGGUGGGCUCAAGGAAAUGUCAGUGAUCCUGCUUAGGAAGCUGCCUUGGGGAAGCAACUAGCCUUUGGGCAGUUUGAGUGUCCCAACCGCCAUCCCCAUCCUCACACCGCUGCAGCAGGAUCCAGCCCUACAUGCUCUGGCCACCCCAUCGCCAUCUCCUCCCCAUCCCUUCCCACCAGCAGGAGGGUCCCGGGCAGCCUGCAAGCGUCCAGUGUGUGUUUUGCCCCAAAUCACACCUGAUAAAUUGGAUUGAACUGGAAUUGAACUCUCCUUCCAUGGUGAAAGACAGGUUUUCUCUCCUGGUGGGAGAUGGGCACUGGUUGUUCACAGCGUAGACACAGAAGGAACACCAAAGUCAUCUCUCACGCUCUCGCUUGGUGCUGCAGGCUGGACGGAGAUGUGGUUUUCUGACACACACAGGAGAGGAAACUCUUCCUUCUUAGCUGCCUUUUCCAAGCCCUGUGCUUGGAUGAUGAUUGGGAAUCAUCACUGGGAAAUGGGUAUAUGGCUGGGGUGAUAUACCUAGCUGGGUUGAUGUUCUUACAACCACUCAAAGCUGAUCAGGACGUUAGGAAAACACAAGU
Molecule: messenger RNA, 1430 nt
Organism: Gavia stellata (red-throated loon)
Lineage: Eukaryota; Metazoa; Chordata; Aves; Gaviiformes; Gaviidae
Gene: FABP1
Product: fatty acid binding protein 1
Exons: 4
Coding region: 8-391 (127 amino acids)
Biological process (GO): fatty acid transport
Cellular component (GO): nucleus; cytosol
Molecular function (GO): fatty acid binding
Source: RefSeq, a predicted model, not a curated record